Messenger RNA from Vitis riparia (riverbank grape), 1812 nucleotides. RefSeq names its product protein NRT1/ PTR FAMILY 2.8. Gene Ontology annotation, biological process: transmembrane transport. The record is from RefSeq and is a predicted model, not a curated record. Gene Ontology annotation, molecular function: transmembrane transporter activity. Gene Ontology annotation, cellular component: plasma membrane. NCBI's taxonomy places the organism in Eukaryota, Viridiplantae, Streptophyta, Magnoliopsida, Vitales, Vitaceae.
AUGGCUAAUUUGAACAUAAAUUUUGAAGAGGCAAUUCAUCCUCAUUCAGCAGAGGAGGACCCUCCUGAACAUCCUCCUCCAUCCCCUCGUCAAAAGACACCAGGAGGGUGGAAAUCAGUAAAAUACAUUCUGGGACAUGAGUCCUUUGAGAAGUCGGCUUCCACGAGUUCAAUAGCCAAUUUAACAGUGUAUCUUCGCACCAAAUACAACAUGGAUGGUAUACUUUUAGUAAAUGUGAUCAAUUGGUCUGGUUCCUCCAAUAUUUCUUCAUUAGCUGGUGCAUUUGUCUCCGAUGCUUAUCUUGGCAGGUUUCACACGCUCCUCCUUGGCUCCAUGGUCUCUUUUCUGGGGAUGGGAACCAUGACUCUAACAGCAGGUGUAACUGAAGUAAGACCAUUCCCUUGCAAUGGGCAAAGGAAUUGCCCUGAGCCUUAUGCCUGGCAGCUUGUCCUGCUUUAUGGAGUUCUUGGGUUAUUAGCCAUAGGAGCAGGUGGCAUCCGGACCUGCAGCAUUGCCUUUGGGGCAGAUCAAUUUGAUCCCACAACUGAAAAAGGAAGAGCACAACUCCAAAGCUUCUUCGAUUGGUGGUACUUCUCAUUCAUCCUUGCUCUCGUGGUAGCCCUCAGUGUUGUGGUCUACAUUCAGACCAAUGUCAGCGGUUACUGGGUACUAGGCUUUGCCAUUCCAACUGCUUGCCUUAGUAUCUCCAUAAUAAUUUUCCUGCUCGGCCGCCAUACUUGCAUUUGCAUGAAGGUCUAAGGGAGCAUCUUUGUAGACAUGGUGAAGGUGGUUGCAGCUCCUGGGAGCAAGCAUAGAGCAAGCCUUGACUGCGAGCAUACCUUCUAUGAUCCUCCUAGCAACAAAGCAGGCCCAUGGACUUCCAAGCUUGCUCGUACCAAUAGGUUUAAGCACCUUGAUAAGGCAACUCUCAGUGUUGACCCAAGUGAAUUGGACACUCAUGGUAAGGCCAAGGAUAGUUGGAGCCUAUGUAGUGUGGAGCAAGUGGAAGAACUGAAAUGCUUACUAGCAAUUUUCCCUGUUUGGAUAUCAGGAGUCACUUGUUUUGUGGUCAUGGACCAACAUAAUACUUUUGGAAUCCUCCAAGCAAUUCAAACAAACAGAUCAAUAGGACGUUUUGAGAUUCCACGAGAUUGUUUAGGAAUGGCAUCAAUGAUUUCACUCUCAAUUUGGAAUCCUCAAGCGCGAAAAUUUGGAAAGGGACUUAGGUUAACAUUGCAACAAAGAAUUGCCAUAGGCAUUUUGGUGCCCAUAUUGUGCAUGUUGUCAGCUGGGAUUGGUGACGGAAGACGCCGGCACUCUGCUUUGAGAGACGGCUCCUUUACUUUGCCAAUAAGUGUUGCCAUACUCUUGCCACAGUUUAUUUUAUCAGGCUUGACUGAAGCAUUUGCUGCAGUUGCUGUCAUGGAAUACUUCACUACACAAAUGCCUGAUAGCAUGAGAACUGUUGCAGGGGCAAUCUUCCACCUCAGCCUAUCCAUCACAAGCUAUCUAAGCUCCUUUCUUGUGAAUGUUAUCCAUGCAAUUACUGGGAGCCGUGGCUGGUCCCCAUGGUUGGGUGGCCAUGACCUUAACAAAAAUAGGCUUGACUACUACUUCCACAUGAUUGCUAUUCUGGAAAGUAAUUCUCUAUACUUCAUUUUCUUCGCUAGCCAUUAUGUAUUUGGUAGCACUGUUUGCAAGAAGAGAAGGGAGGUGCAGCUGAAGAACUCCAUGCCUAACCCUGAAAAGCAAUCGAACUGUGAAUUGAAAGAUGAGGCAAAAACCUUGGAGAUUAUUACAUUAGGCAAAUGA